This is a messenger RNA of Magallana angulata, 7609 nucleotides long. Its product is annotated as WD repeat-containing protein 17-like. Bases 263 to 4108 code for a protein of 1281 amino acids. NCBI's taxonomy places the organism in Eukaryota, Metazoa, Mollusca, Bivalvia, Ostreida, Ostreidae. The record is from RefSeq and is a predicted model, not a curated record. The transcript has 27 exons. Gene Ontology annotation, molecular function: protein binding.
AGAUUGGUCAAUACGGUAAAUACAAGUCAUUAAGAACAUUGAACAAAUUACGACGUGUUGAAGGAUAAGUAUCAAACCGCAACUUUUAAACUUUCGCGGGAAACCUCUACCCGAGAAAGCUUGAUCACGUGACAAAGAUGGUAGCAUGGAGAGCUAUGAAACGAGAACACAACAUUUGUUUUGUGACAGUUUGAACCAUUGAUGGUUCAUUGAUGCCCUAGGUUAUAGUUGUAUGUUGUGGCAGCUGGAAACGCUGUGAGUAAUGGUGAGACAGGUGGGUCUGCUGCCCGCAGGGUGCCAGCCGUGGAACAAUGAUGUGGUGGCUACCAGUGGCGACCGCUUUGUCUACUGUGCCACACUGGCCAUGUACAUCUAUCAGCUUGAUAGAAAAUUCAAUGAGUUCCGGUUGAUUUCCAUCAUGUCAGAACACACAAAAACCAUCAACUGUGUCAAGUUUCACCCCACAAAUUCAGACCUGAUAGCAACAACAGGGGCAGAUAAAAAGGUCAUAGUGUGGAACAUAGCUACACAGCAUGUGGUGGCCAAGCUUGAUGUGGUGACCCGAGACCCACCCAAAGCUGUGGGCUGGACCUCCGUCAAAGGUAGUGAUGCUGUGUGCUUCAUCCAGGGGUCAGGACCUCUGUACGUGUGGGCCUACUCUACAGAACAAAAGCUUCAGACCAUCAAGGAGGCCUCGGGAUUUAGCUCUUCUGUCUGUCAGUUCAGAUGGCAUCCCAAAAACCCAAACAGAGUUGCACUAGGUCACCUGGAUGGAAGUAUAUCAAUAUGCAACAUAGGAGGAAAAAGUCAGAAGGGAAUAUGUCGGCCAGAGAGUGAGGAUGAAGAUGAGGAUGACCCAGUUACUGCCCUGGAGUGGGACCCCCUGUCGGCUGACUAUCUGAUCAUGACCAACACGUUCCACCCAGUGCGCCUGAUAGACACGGUUUCCGGGACCGUCAUCACAGAGUUCAAGCUGCCCAGUGCUGCUGCCAAUGUCCACACCCUAGCCUGGAUCUCUGGGGCCCCGGGGAUGUUUGUCACAGGGGAUGUCAAAAGUGGAAUUCUAAGAAUGUGGAAUGUAUCAAAGUCAACACCUAUAGAAAACAUCAGGAUAAAGAAAACGGGGAUACAUGCCCUACAGACAAUAAAUGUGGAGCAUCACUCCAGGGUAAAGGAUGUGAGGGAUGGCCAGGUGUCCUCCACCAGCCCUACCCUCACCCCGGCCAGCACCAACAGCUCACACUUUGUUCUUCCACCCGCUAAGAUUGUAUGCGCAUUCCUGGAUGGAGGUGUAGGCCUGUAUGAUCUUGGUGGAAGGAAGUGGGAUUUCCUCCGGGAUCAGGGCCACAUAGAGACUAUAUUUGACUGCAAGUUCUGUCCUUACAACAGGGACAUCCUGGCAACAGGCAGCUUUGAUGGUACCAUCAAACUGUGGGACAUCACCUCCAUGACUGCAAUUAACAGUUCCCCAGGAAAUGAGGGUGUGGUUUACUCCCUGUCUUGGGCCCCUGGAGAUUUGAACUGCAUUGUAGCCAGUACGUCCAAGCAUGGCAUGUUUAUCUGGGACGUUGGCAAGGGGCGGAUCAUACAGAGGUUUCAGGAUGCAAAUAAAACAGCCAUAUUCUGUGUCGCCUGGAAUCAGAAGGAUUCUAAGCGAAUAAUGUCUGCCGGUGCUGAUGGAUACUGUAUUAUCAGACAAGUGAAUGGUGAGAUUGUCCAGAAGUACAAGCACCCAGCUGCAGUGUAUGGCUGUGAUUGGAGCCCAGAAAACAAAGACAUGAUGGCCACUGGUUGUGAAGAUAAACUUGUCAGGAUUUAUUAUUUAGCUACCAUCACUGAUCAGCCAUUAAAAAUUUUCUCAGGUCAUACUGCUAAAGUAUUCCAUAUAAAGUGGUCUCCCUUGAAGGAGGGCAUGCUGGCUAGUGGCUCUGAUGACAGCACUAUCCAUGUGUGGGAUUAUUCCCAAGAAUCCUGUUUCCAAGUGCUGCGAGGCCACGAGGGGCCAGUGAGGGGGAUCAUGUGGAACUCGGAGAUCCCAUAUCUAUUGGUGUCGGGGAGCUGGGAUUAUAAGAUCCGGAUCUGGGAUAUCCGAGAUGGAGCGUGUGUGGAGACUCUACUGGACCACGGUGCUGAUGUUUACGGACUGACGAGUCACCCAGAGCGCCCCUUUCUGAUGGCCUCCUCCUCCAGAGACUCGACAGUCAGACUGUGGUCCCUCAAUUCCUUGGUUCAGCCCAUCGAACUCAACAUCUUGGCCGGCAAACCCUGGGCCAGCGUUCUGGGAACCACAGAUUCUGCCAUGGCAUUAGGAAACCCCCCUAUGUUAUGUGGGAAAGGAAGUAAAGAUAUCAAGGCGGAAAUGGAAGCAGGUCUUCCUUGCAACAACAAAGAGAGACUGGUCAAACUGUGUUCCAAGUUCUUCAGUCCACCGACAGGGGCAGAUAACCUGUGGGAGCUGGUCUCCGUGGUGAAAGGGCUGGACGACUCUCUCCUGUCCGAGAGGUACAAGAAAGGCAUCAUGCACGUCAAGCACCUGACCAAGUUUAAGGCUUCUGAGGCCCAGGAGCACGAGAUGGCCAAGAUGCUGUCGUUUGGUGGGGGCAUAGGAAGUAUGUCCAGAGAAGCCAGGCUUCGGGAAGCUGCCAAAAUCUACAUCCGGCUGGGAAACCUCCAGAGAUACUGUGAACUUUUGGUGGAGCUGGGAGAGUGGGAGAGAGCCAUUGCAGUUGCUCCAGGUGUUUCAUUAGAAUACUGGAAAUCUAUAACAAAACGAUAUACAAAGUUUUUGGCCAAAGAAGAUGAUGAGAACCUGAUCCCGUUCUGUACAGCUAUCGGGGACCCUGAAGCCCUGGUCGAGUUCUCCUGCGCCCGUGGACAGCUGUCUGAUGCGGUGCUAGCUGCUCAAGUUGCCUGCGAGGGGAUAUUUGAUGAAAUGGCCCAGACAGAUCAUACAGACAAGGGAUUGUGCAAUGGAAUAAAACCAAAGAAACCUUACCAAAUGUUGUUGACCGGUACCGUUCAGAAGUUGGCUGACUGGUACUUCCACAACGGAUCCCCCGUCCUGGCGGCCUGUUGUCACAUGUCUGUGGAUGAUUGUCAGCAAGCUGUGCAGUGCCUGAUCCAGGGUCAUGAGUUGGAGCUGGCAGCAUCAGUGGGUGUUGUCCUUGGUAACGUGUCCAAACAAACCCACCAAGCCCUGGAGUAUUUGUCUCGAAGGUGUGAACAUCUCGGGAAAUGGGAGCUAGCUGUUGACCUGCUGAAGCUGAUCCCAGAUAACCGAGACCUGGUGAUCCGGUGCUGUGCCAAGUGUGCUGCCAGCCGUGAUGAAAUCAACUACCUCCAUACCAAGGCAUCUCUCCCUUCAUUAGAGGAAUGUUUACAUGAAGCAGAAACUUUGAAGAAUCAGAUAAAGCCGGUGGACUGUAUUCGGUAUUAUGUUGUCUCAUCAACACCAGAGGUCGCUCUAGAGAUCGGAUUAGAGUACAUCAAAGCUUCCAUGUCAAAAGGAAGAUAUUCCCUGGAUGAUAUCUACCCAAUCCUUCAGUUCAUGAGCUCCAUCCGUGCAGAUAAACUACAGCAACCAAAGCUAGAACAAUACAGAAUGGAGUUACUGUGCCUCUGUGCCUAUUUUGGAUCAUUAAUGGCUGUAAGAUUAGGGUAUGAUGAAAUUGUGGGGCCACUGUUAAGACAUGCAAGAAACAUUGUGAUUAAAGCUGGAUUGCGACUACCUAUAACGGAGGAAUCUGUCAGCAGAGAGUUGGAAGCUUGGGACACAAUAUGCAAGGCUAAAGCCAACUGUUUCCCUGAGCCCCUGGAGUUGUCCCGAGUAAUGACCUCACCGGAGGUCGUACAGAAGUAUGAGGAGUUGCUGCGUAAAUCAGGGGGAGAUAAUCACAGUGACAGAACGGGCCCAGACUGCGCCUCUAGCUCCCGCCUCCCGUCUCACUCGGACGUCCAUGUGUCCUGUAUAUCUCAGCACAGGGUCCAGGGUUUGGCCUAUUUCCUAGAAGAUGGCCGCUCUGCAGUGUCACCCAAUGAAGCGCUGAUGUGGGCUAAAGUCAAUCCUUUCUCUCCCCUGGCCACUGGACUAAGAAUCAAUCCAUUCUGAAUAUAGUGGAAAGAGGCAGUGAAAUAUAUGGACUAGUACUGGUAUCUUUAUUCCAUCCUGCCCCCUCCCCCCAUCCAUUCUCCAAACGACACACUGCUCUGUAUUUUUUCAUCUUACUUAUAUCAAUGAGCACUUUGCUUCCCAACAGAAUGCAUGACAAUGGUGAUAAUAUGUACAGGGUGUUACAUAAUAAUUGUCCCAUUUGUCAUUUGCCAGUGCUACGACACUUUCCUACCUAAUACUGUGGAAUGUUUGUUGACUUCAUGGGAACCUUUAACCCAUGAAUGAAUAUUCACAUUGAAUUAUGGAAAAGCAAUUCCACAAAAAAAAAAAAUCCCCAAAAUCCUUAGAAAUAUUGACAGUCUACAAAGAAUUGAUAUGAUUCCACAUCUAUAAGUAUUAAAAUGUUUUCAUCUGAUGACAACAGAGUGAUAAGAGAUGUUAUGUUUACUUUUAUUAUUGAUUUUAUUACUUUUCCUUCCAUGUCAACAUGUGAAAUCACCUGUGAUACUUGUACAGUAUUUUUUACAAGUCUUUAGUAGCUAUUUUUUUCUAUUUGUUUUUGAUUGCUAGUCUAUUUUCUGUGUUUCAUAUAUUCUUUUCUUGGUGGCUCUAAUCUGCAAUUCUUCUGUGAUGAUCUCAGCCAGUUCUUUUUUUAUGCGUCAGGUUGUGUUUUUAUAAAUUCAGGUGCAUAAUAUUUAUGUUUUAUAUGUUGUGAGAGUGAGAGUUACCGCUCUGUGUACUGUGAUAUGUAAUGUUUGGUCUUUAUUCAGUUUUUCAUUAAUUUGAUACUUGAAUAAUUACGAAAUAGGUAGAUUGGUUGUACAAUGUUUCUUUUUUUUUCAAGAAACAUUAUUUAAGCCCAGAUUGUAAAAAAGAAAUAUAACUUUUAUUUUGUUUAGAAUUCUGUGUGGUGCAUUGUUAUUACAUGUAUCAAUUUUUUCAAUUUUAAUUAUUUAUUACUUGUAAAAGUGUAUUUCCAUGUCAUUUCCUUUGUUUAUUGUUUUAAAUAUGUUACAAUAUGUAUUGAUUACAAAUUACAGAUAGUGUUGGAUUUUUUAUGUAUUAGUUUUCUGUAGAUAGAACUUAUAUACAUCAAAUGAUAGUUAUUAAGAGAUAGGUAUAGCUUACGUACAUCCCAUGAUAGUUAAUUAAAGAUAGGUACAUGUAUAACUUAUGUGCAUCCAAUGAUCGUUAAUUAAAGAUAGGUAUACUUAUGUACAUCCGAUGAUAGUUUAAGGAAGUGAACAUGAAAAAAUUAUCAAGGGCUCAAAUUUGUCUGUUUGAUGUGUAUAAUGAUAUCUGAAAACCGUUUAGACAGAGCUUUCCUCAGUAAAAAGAUAUACCACUUAGAAUAACUAAUUCUUGCAAUCCAUGAGCGCUGCCAUAUUGUUAAAAUCAUUACCUCCCUGCUGGGUUAUCUCUAAGCAUCUAAGAGAGGGCAGCACUGAUGCUGCCGUCAGUGAGACACAUUGCAUUUUUACACACGUUUAGUAACAGAGAUAAAAUGCCAUCAUCAAAAUGUGAAUGGAAACUUGAAAGGAAUGUAAAGAGUUGUCAUUUUAAACAGUGUUUAUGGAGGAAGAUUUUGGAUCUCAGAAUGAUGCAUUCCCACCAGCAGUUAAUGUGACAUGCAACUAGAAUGGAAUGUCCGUGGAUCAGUGUUAUUGUGACCUAUUUUUUCUUGCACUCGGGAAUUUCUUGUUUAUGAGUUUGAACAUUUUGUGUGCUACAUAAAUGAGCACACAAGGUGCAUUGCACAGCAUCCUGACUUUUAAAAAGUGUCUUAGUCCUGUUAUUCUUCUGACAGCAUAAACAGAACCGGCGUACAUAUCAUCAAGAUCUUAUGUAUAAAAAAAAAACAAAUCAGAAAAAUUUCCAGGGCAUUUAGAUAAAAAGUAACGGUAAGAAACCCCACAAAGAAAAUGAAAUUACAAUUUUAUAUUAAUUUAAAUUGAAAUCUAAAAACAGCAUUUUAUUUAUGUAAACACUGACUGCCACAUCUCCGUACAAACAUCUGGAAUGUGAUGGUCUUAUAUUUCACAAAUUAAUCUAUCUAUUCAUUUUUUUACAAAUCAUAAAUAGUUAUCUGAAGUUCAUUUAUAGAUAUGUACUAAAUCCUUGUCUUCUCAUGACAGUACACAAAAUUUUUCUUCACAUCAAGGCAUAUUUUUUCUUCAUAACUUUUAUCAACUCUGUACAUAAACACUGGCCUAGUUCCAACAUUGACCCAGUCACCAGCAGCAAUGUGGCUUAUCUACGUCAGAGAACAGAUGCAUGCUGGGGAAUAAUGGAUUACCUCCAUAAACCUUUCACUGAGAGUGUUAAAUUGAUAAAAUCUCUUGAUAGAAAUAAGCAAAAAGGUAACAGACCUCAUUUUUAAGUUUCAAAAGGCUUUUAAAAUUUAUUAAGCAACAAUUAUUUUUUUCAUGUUCACUUCCUUUAAUUAAAGAUAGGUAUAACUUAUGUACAUCCAAUGAUAGUUAAUUAAAGAUAAGCAUAAAUGAUGUGCAUUCAGUGAUAGGGGAUCACAGUUGUUUGUGUCCAGGUAGUCUUACAUAGAAGAAUAAUCAGAGACAGUAGCUCCUUUUUUUUAGAGAAAUGGUUGUGUAUUCUGGUGCAGUUCUGAGAGUCAUGGAAUUUUUUUUACAGAAACAGAAUACAAAAAUGCGGCUUUAACAGUCCAGUUGUUAUAGAAUCCUUUUAAAAGGACUUAAUUCUGAUAUGUUUUAUUUGUGUAGAUGGUACUUUGUACUUAAGAUGGUGUUUUGGAAAAGAUAACAGUUAUUUAAUGCAGUGACAACCUUUGCUCCCUUGCUAUCUGUAUUCGGGGUAUAGCCGCCAGCAUUAUCCCAUCAUAUCCACGCCUCAACAGUAGCAUUAUAUCAGAUCCCCACACCUCAAAAGCAACAUUUUCUCUUGAUCCCCAUUCCUCAACAGAAGCAUUAUUUUCAGAUCUCCAUGACUUAACAGCAAUUUUCCCCCAGAUCUUCUCACCACAACUGCAACAUUUUCCUUAGAUCCCCAUACCUACCUUACAACAGUUGCAUUAUCCCCAGGUCCCCAACCCUCACAGUUGCAAUACCCAUUAAUCCCCACAACUCUUCAGAAACAUUAUUUUCAGAUUCCCACACCAAACAGUAGCAUUAUUCUUUUUAUUACCAUGCCUCAGCAGUUGCAUUAUCCCCAGAACCUUGUGCUUCAACAACAGCAUUACCCCCAGACCCUCACUCCUCAAUAUUUGACUGUGUUCAGUUACUGCAUUGUGUACCAAACUGUCACCUUACCCCAAUGUCAUCAUUCUGAAAUUACCUUACAUACUUCUGAUAUCCUGUAAAGACAGGGCCAUAUAGUUGAGGUAAAACCUCAGAUUUGAGGCUGAGAGUUGGAAUGAAAAGUGUUAGUGACAGUGAGGCAUAAUAAACCUUUCCUUGAUUUAUUCACUCACUGAUUAUAUCUAUGCCGUCCAUGUUGUUUACAAUAAAUGCAUAAGCAGAGAUA